This is a messenger RNA of Rhizoctonia solani, 921 nucleotides long. RefSeq lists its product as uncharacterized. The transcript has 10 exons. Gene Ontology annotation, cellular component: extracellular region. Gene Ontology annotation, biological process: carbohydrate metabolic process. Gene Ontology annotation, molecular function: hydrolase activity, hydrolyzing O-glycosyl compounds; carbohydrate binding. Bases 1 to 921 code for a protein of 306 amino acids. NCBI's taxonomy places the organism in Eukaryota, Fungi, Basidiomycota, Agaricomycetes, Cantharellales, Ceratobasidiaceae. The record is from RefSeq and is a predicted model, not a curated record.
AUGGUUAACCCUUGGCAACCCGGUGUCGAUUACAACCAUGGGGACUGUGUUGAAUAUAAAGGUGCUACGUAUAGGAUCAUCCAGCCACACUUCUCGCAAGGUGACUGGACUCCUGAUGUGACCCCUGCGCUCUGGGGACGUGAAUACGGAGCUGCCCCUACCCAACCACCGCAGCAGAGUUACAAUCAACCACCGCCCGAGCAGCGUCCUUGGGAUCAGCAUGAUCAGACCAAGGUUGAGUUUGGCGAAGAGGAAAAGCAAAAGAAUUGGUACGAUCUUGACCCUGAGCGUCGCAAGCAGCUCGAGGCAAGCGGCCUUCUUGCCGGUGCGGCCCUUCUCGGUGGUGGCUUCCUGGCUUACAAGAAGCACAAGGAGAACGAGGAGGAUAAGAAGGCUCUGGCCUGGGGCUUACAGAACUGGAUGACCGACGCCCAAAGGCGUUCACAGAGUUUCUAUCAGGGCGGUUACUCCGGCAAACCUACUUGGGUUUUGACCAAAGGCAACCGAAUUCCUCAAGGCGCCUUCCAAGCCGGACAGGAAUCCGAUGGUACUCCACUAUACGUCGGUCGCACUUUCUUCGAGGGGGGAAUUCAUCCCGGUAAAGUUAGCCCCAACUUCCAGAAAGGAUGUAUUAUUGGGUAUGGCGGUGAUGAGAUUGAGGUCGAAGACUAUGAGAUCUUGAUAGCCGACCCACGAUCUGUCCAUUGGGCCGAGGCAAGUGGUACAUGUAAUCCACAAUAUCUAGGUGCACAGCCCGUUGAGGGUGGGCGUGAGCAGAAUGGACCGCUCUAUAUUGUUCAAGCCCCAUACAAGGAAGGAACUCACCCUGGCAAGACAGGACCGCAUCUCCAGGGAGCGGAUAUUACUUACGGUGGAAAGGAAAAGAUUGUUACUAACUACCGAAUCCUCGUGUACAACUAA